Musa acuminata subsp. malaccensis (wild Malaysian banana) is the source of this 588-nucleotide messenger RNA. Its product is annotated as E3 ubiquitin-protein ligase Os03g0188200-like. Lineage: Eukaryota; Viridiplantae; Streptophyta; Magnoliopsida; Zingiberales; Musaceae. The record is from RefSeq and is a predicted model, not a curated record.
AUGCCGGGCGGCUGGGGGAUCGGUGAUCAUUCCUCGAACCCCCCCACCCCAAAAAUGGAUUUCUCCUAUUCCGCCUGCUUCUCUGUUCCCAGCACCGGCUCCCCCCGCCUUCUCGCUCCGGCGGGGCCGCCCGACCCCUACGGCGAGUCCCCCUACUGCUUCAAGUAUGUCGCCCCCAGGAUCGUCUCCAUGGUCCUCUGCUUCGUCGUCAUCGGCGCGCUUUUCACCUUGGCCUUCAGCCCGCCGCCUUCCCAGGACGAGGAGGACGAGGAGGACGAGGAGCCGGGGUGGGUACGGGGGAAGAAGGCGGCACGGGGGGCGCUCGACCCAGCCGUGCUGUCGUCGUUCCUGGUGGCGCCGUACGCCGCGGUGGCCGGCUCGGGGAGGGUGGGGCGGGACUGCCCCGUGUGCCUGGCGGAGUUCGGCGGCGGCGACGCUGUCAGGGUGCUGGGGAAGUGCGGCCACGGGUUCCACUCCGGCUGCAUCGAUCCGUGGCUCGCGGGGCACGCCACGUGCCCCGUCUGCCGGUCGGACCUGGGGGCGGCCGCACCCGUCGUCGUCGUCGUCGUCGCCCCGGGAGAUCGAUGA